Molecule: messenger RNA, 4105 nt
Organism: Fomitopsis serialis
Lineage: Eukaryota; Fungi; Basidiomycota; Agaricomycetes; Polyporales; Fomitopsidaceae
Exons: 9
Coding region: 24-3848 (1274 amino acids)
Source: RefSeq, a predicted model, not a curated record
GGAGGGAGGACUCUGGGGGGAGCAUGCAGGCCGGCAGGGGGCCAAACACGGUGACACAAAGCGGUCAUCGCGACUCCGACUCGCAUCUGCGCGAACGUUGCGGACUCUGUCUGCAGCCUCAGCUACGGGGCCCUCACCCACGCUUGCAGCGGGCUCUCUCCUGCUUUUCUAUCCCCACCAUGGCUGUCUUCGGCCUCUUCUCCAAGCGCGACAAGCAUAAGGCCAGCAUCGACGCGUCUGCCUCCGACACCCAGUCCGUCAACACCGACUUCGCCUCUACCUCGGGCCAGCCAACUCCCCGCAACGGACACGCUCUGUACGGCGGCCCCGUCGGUGCAUCGUCGAGCAAACUCAUGUUGGGCUUCGGAGGCAAAAAGAGCAAGCCAUCGCAGCAGACCGAUGACAAUGGCUACUUACGCCCCCCACCGUCCGUCCUCCCGAAACUUCGCCUCUCCAGCUCCAAGUCAGAGUCAGGACAUGAGUCGUUGGGGCCUCCGCCUUCAAGGUCAGAUCUGUUCGCCUCGUACGGAGGGGCUAACGUUGCACGGUCUACUCAAUCGCUACCCACUACCACGACUGCUGAGCCUGGGAGCUCGCGCCAGGGCCUGGACAAUGCGGGUCGCAUUUCAUCGACGCCUGAUGUGAAGAAGCCCAAAGGGAUGUUUUCUUGGGCACAUCGCGAGCGCAAAAAGUCAAAGCCUCCUCCGCCGGAUGCUUCACUCGUUAGCCCAGAUGAGUCCUUCAACCUGAAGUCGUUCCGGCACGUUCGCCCUGCCUCGCCAAGUCCUACGGAUCUGGCUCCGCGUCCACCAUCAUCACUUUCUACCUCAGGUCUCACCCCGCCUUUAGCAUCCACGGAUUCAUCACAACGAAUAUCGGUGGCUGCCUUCCGCGAAAUGGCGGCGCGGCGCAGUGCUGCAAAUUCUCCCUCACCAUCCUCUGUAGAUCUUCGUGGGGACGGAUCACCUUUCCUCCGUCCUCCGUCGUCUUUCACGCAGGGUAUGGCAUCGCCAUCACCACCACCGCCUUCUUUCCGUCGUCCCAAACCAACAUCGCCGACGUCAGACUCAACCUCAUCAGAGUCAGAGUCGGACGAGGACGGCGACUCUGCGGGCUCGUCGACGCUGCGUCCGAAACGCCGUGGGCCGACGGGCACCAUCACGCCACGCUCAGCUGGCAAGAGCGCAUCCGAGCUGGGCCAAGUCGCGAAGCCCACCCCACCUCGGAUGAGAGCAUCACCUUCCGCACAGAGCAACGCUAGCGAUCGUGGCAGUCUAUACAACCGUGCUCGUGCGUCGCAAUCGACGUCCGCGCUGAUGCCAAAUGCGGCCGCCCAGCGAGCUUCUGCGAUGCACGCCGCCCAGAACGCGAACAGCAACGACGGUGGCGUGGCGCGUAAAGUGCCGUCUAAAGUGGUUGACAGCGACAGCGACUCGACGUCCGAUUCGGACUCUGAUACAGACUCGGACGAUGCGCCGCUCGCGAGCAGGGUUCUCGGCCACAGGCGGACGGGAAGCGGUACGUCAACUGCCACUGCGGCGACAAACGUGUCCCGCGCGCGCAUGUUGCCCAAGCCUCUCAUUGACAUCUCAGGACUGGCCCCGCCGAGUCUACCGCCUUUGGAAACGGACAAGUCGCCCCUUUCGCUCCCAAGGCCCGCUUCCCAGGAGCCGAAGGAGGAAAGCGACAAGGAGAAUGCCAAGGUGACCGAGACGCAAGAAGCACCGAAAGACCCGGAGAGAGAGAAGGCGUCUCCUUCGUCUUCUGCUGCUGCGAAGCCGAGUCUGAAUGACCGCCUAGCGCGACUAGCAGCGAGCGUCUCUAAUGGUCGUUCAAAUACUCUUGCGAACCCUGAUGAGGCAGAGAAGGCUAACGCUGACCGAGGACGCUCACCAGGUCCUCUUGUACAGCCUACGCGCAGUCAGACCCUACCAGUCGAGGCUAUCGUCACAAACACGUCGCCCUGUUCUUCUUUGCCCAUGCCUUCGUCCUCCCCCACGAAGACCAAGCCGAAUGGCCGAUCGUACUCCACUUCGAACGCAUACGAGAUUCAGGACCUCUCCGACCCGAAGCCUAUCGUUCCCACUCCAAUCCGCGAACGCUCUCCCCCUCCUGCGUUCAGCGUGACAUCCCGCCCGGCCUCGCAGAUGAGCCUGGCAUCCCACGUUCAUUUUGUCACUUCCUGGCCAUCGAACAGUCCUCCACUCACGACAGCACAAGCAAGGUUGACGCUAGGGCGCACACCUUCACCAGCAACCAUCACAUCUCAAUCUCCCACAGAGAUGCGGUCUCCAAUAGACCUGCAACCCCGCCCCGAGUCCCGGCCUCGAUCCGAGUCGCGCACGAAUUCCUCGCCCUCCAUUUUGCAGAAGCCACUUAUCCCCGAUCACGGCUUGCCGCCCUCGAAGGGGUUCACAGGCAGCGGACUGCUCGCAAGCACAGGCGCCGCCACAGAGGCGGGGCGCGCCUCGCCCGCGUCCGCGUCGUCGAAUUCCACUGCUCCAUCUCGCGCCCGCCACAAUCAAGAGCCGACAGCCGCGCCAAAGCCUGUGCGCCCGCGGCAGUUCGUCCCGCCCGUAUCGACGUCGUCAGAGUCCUCCCAGACGAGCGCGUCUACGUCUGCGUCGUCCCCGAGGGUGGCUGCCCCACCCGCGAUCUCGACUGCACAGCAGCGCGCCCGUGCGCGGACGAUGGAGGCAUCGAGGGAUGGUGUUGGGAACGUAAGCCCGGGCACGCUGGCGAGUAUGCCGCCUGUGAGGCCGUUUGCGGGGGGUGUCCGUGGCUAUAGCCCUGCGAGCUCGACGGGCGAGUCGAGCAGCGGCCGGACACCGAUCACGCCGCAGGAUGGGAGCGAGCUGAGCUUCUCGACGCGGGAGCGGGCGAGGGAGAAGGAGAGGCCGCAGGGCACGGGGCCUGGUGCGAGUGCGGCGGCGGCGCGGAGAGGGCAUCGGAAGAGCUCGAGUUUGACUUUUGCGGAGCUGGAGGGCCAGAGGGGACGGGCGGGCCUUGCCGACCGUGAGCGUGAAACGAAGGAGAAGGAGAGGGAGAAGAGUGCGGAAGAUGCGAAUGCGGAGAGCAGGCGAAGACAGCGGAGACGGAGCGAGGCGAAGGCUGCUUUGGAGCUCGGGAAAAUCGUCAACGGUCGACCUCCUACCGACGAUGAUGACGAUGAGGACCGUCCGUUGGACAACAUGCCUCCGCGGAUGAGCAUGAUGAAUAACAUGACAGGUGUCUCCCCGACAGGCCAUAUGAACAUGAACAUGAACAUGAUGUCCUCCCCGAUGCCUUGGACAAACCAGCCAAGCGGCAUGAUGUCACCACAGCCAUUCAUGUUCCCGCCCGUCCCGCCAAACGCAGACCCGACGUUCCUCGCAGCUCACCAGCAAGCGAUGAUGUUCGCAAAGCAGGCGUACCAGAUGGCGGUCGCGCAGCAGGCGAUGGCCGCCGCUGAGGAAGAGUGGGAGCGCGGAUCGACCGGCGCGACGAGCAUGCUUAAUGGCGGCGGUGGGCAUACAAGCACCGCGCAGUCGAUGUACGCGGGGAGCGUCGCCGGGAGCGAGCUCGGUGUGGGCGGGCGUGGGCAAGGCUGGGGCUCGCGCAGCGCGUAUGGCGACCCGUCCGCGGGCGAGCGCACGUCGACGUUCCGCGGGUCGACGUACGGCGUACAGCCGCCGGGCAUGCCGCCGCGGACGGUGAGCUCGGGCAGCGUACAGACCACACCACAGCGCCCGGGGCCAAGACCGAGGACGAGGACGGACCCGUCAGUGCCUGUGAGGAGCGGGAAACGGGAGCCUGUGCCCCCGCCGCUGCCGCCGUCGAGUUGGAAGUCGGCUGCGCGCCAGGCAUAGCGCGUGCGUUGGUUCUCUUCAUAUUACCAUUUUGAUUCAUUCUUUGGGUUGCUCCGCAUCCCGGGUGCAGGGCAGGGACGACGGCUCUGUGGCUCGGGCUAGAUCAGGGACUCUGGGUUCAAUAUUUGGUCUCUGCAUUCACCAUCAUCCAUCGGUCAAGUGUCUCCAUACAACGCCUCUCUCGCUCUUUCAGUGUCGUAAGAUAUGAUCUACAUCGCUCUCUCCUUGUCGACUUUUUAUCGCAUGCAACUCACGCU